AUGGCUACAGAAAAUACUGAUUUCAAACAGUUCGAAGAUGAACAAAACAGUGACGGCUACAAAGUCGGCGAGAAGAAGACCGUCGAUGAGUAUAAAAAGUUAGACGCAGAAGACGCAGCUUUAGCUAAAUGGAAGGAAUCCCUUGGUUUAGGAUCUGAUGUGUUGCCAUUAGAGUUUCCAGGAGAUAAGCGUAAAGUCGUUAUUCAAAAGAUUCAAUUACUUGUUAAUACCGAAUCAAAACCAAUAUCAUUUGAUUUGACUAAUGAACAAACAAUUAAAGAAUUAGCAUCUAAACGUUACAAAAUCAAAGAAAACUCAAUAUACAAAUUAAGAAUUACAUUCAAAGUGCAGCACGAGAUCAUCACUGGUCUUAGAUACGUUCAAUACAUUAAGAAAGCCGGUAUUGCCGUAGACAAAAUCGAUGAUCAUUUGGGAUCUUAUGCUCCAAGUACCAAAACUAAACCAUACUACGAGGUUGAGCUACCUGAGAGUGAAGCUCCAAGUGGGUUAUUGGCCAGAGGUAAAUAUAGUGCUGUCUCCAAGUUUAUUGAUGAUGACAAAACUACACAUUUAACUCUGAAUUGGGGUGUGGAGAUUGUUAAGAAAUAG
Maudiozyma saulgeensis is the source of this 609-nucleotide messenger RNA. The record is from the annotation of a GenBank genome assembly. Lineage: Eukaryota; Fungi; Ascomycota; Saccharomycetes; Saccharomycetales; Saccharomycetaceae.